Molecule: messenger RNA, 4101 nt
Organism: Oncorhynchus keta (chum salmon)
Lineage: Eukaryota; Metazoa; Chordata; Actinopteri; Salmoniformes; Salmonidae
Product: rhomboid-related protein 3
Exons: 10
Cellular component (GO): membrane
Molecular function (GO): serine-type endopeptidase activity; calcium ion binding
Source: RefSeq, a predicted model, not a curated record
CAGCUGGUGUGAACCGGGGUACCUCGAAGCCUUCUGCGGGUGUGGGUGGUGUUCUCACCUCGCAGCCAAAAAUCCAUCUUUCUCUGCGCCGGAGGCAUGUAUGCGUGCGACAGUGCAACGGAGCCGAAGGUGCUUGCCUGCUUGCCUACCGGCUUGAACACUGCCAGAGUGCCGGCUGGUCCCAAUCCAACUCCGGGAGCGGAGUCAGUGUGUUCCUAGAGGCUGCUGACUGAGACAGCGGGGUUGGGCAGCUGAUCGAGCUGCGUCGCUGUAAACAACUGCGAGGGUACAAUGACGCACCUGAAUUUACACUUGCGCGACUUUUGGACGGUCGACUAGACAUCUUUGGAGUCAGUGUUCCGUAACGGACUGCAUUGACAUUUAGGCUACCCAUGCUGCUUUUUGCGCCGUAGACUGAGUAGCAUUAUAUGCUGUUUUAUGCUGAGGGGUUUUCCAACUAUGCCUUUUUCCUUGUAAUACACUAUGACGUCUUAUCUUAUUCACUAUUGAAGUGAGUAGCCAAUUUCAUUCAUUAUUGCCACACACACCUCUAUUCUAUUUAAUUUUCAGGUGAGUCACAUUGGAAUUAACAAUCACUGCUGUCAACUUGGAUAGUUGCCUGCCUGUCCGUCCCAAUGAGAUUUCAGUACUUUGGCAGUGAAACAUGCCGUGUCUGUCUACAGAAAGCUGGACUGAGGUGCAGGUGGGCUGUCGUAUGAAAUAGGAGAAGGACUUGGCGGACACACACCCCCAAUUCAGUUGUUACACACACACACUGUCGCUCGGAGUGGCGAGUCGCAGAUGCGCACUCCACAGACACCCAACUCGGCACUCAACUUUUGCUCUGUGCGUGGAUCUAUUAAACAUAUAUUUUCUCUUCAAUGAGCUUGUGAACAAACGGAGGAUAGAUGUUAUUUUGCGGGCUAAUAUAUUUUUUCUAAAUAGCCGCAAACGACAAGGGUUGGAAUAAGGAUGCCCGAUUGUCUUUGAGACACCUGCGUUGAUUAAUUAGCCUCGCUUGGUGAUUUCUCAAAUAUGGAUUAUGUGCGUAAUGUGGCUAAAAUAGCAGAGAAUGGAUAUUGUUUGUCGGUAAGGAUUUCAUAUUGAAUCGCCCAGUAGUGCAUUGAGGAGAGGGGCAGCCGCAGCCAAACGAUGCCGGACGCGUCUCGGGACGUGCCGGUGCAUUCCUCUCCAGCAGUGGCAGCGAACGCGGAGGGAGACGAGAUAGAAGUGCUGGAGAGUAUCGAUGUUCUUCCCGUGGCCCCAGAGGACCAAUGGAAAUCUCUGUUCGACAAGUUCGACUCAGAGAGUUCAGGCUUCAUCAGUACAGAGCGGUUCAGAGACCUGCUGGCGGCCCACGGCUCGGAGCUGGACCCUCACAAGCUGGAGGUUCUAUUGGCCCUCGCCGACGGCAACGCAGACGGAAAGAUCUGCUACCAGGACUUUGUCAACCUGAUGUCCAACAAGCGCAGCAACAGCUUCCGGCGGGCCAUCCUCCAGGGAAGUCGUCAGUUGAAGGGGGCCGGGGCCCUGGGGGAGGAGGUGGGUCUGGGUCUGUCCCAGAGGCUGGUGAGGCACAUCGCCUACGAGACCCUGCCCCGGGAGAUCGACAGGAAGUGGUACUUUGACAGCUACACCUGCUGCCCACCACCCUGGCUCAUCUUGGCUAUCACCAUUGCUGAGGUGGCAGUGUUCAUGUACUAUGGCCUGCAGUUGGACCGCUGGGUGCUGCAGGUGUCCAGUCCCCACUUCCUAAGGGGCCCACUGCCAUACCACCCCCAGCUACGGAUUCAGGCCUGGAGAUACCUCAGCUACGCCUUCAUGCAUGCAGGGAUAGAACACCUGGGUCUGAAUAUGGCCAUGCAGCUGAAGAACAAAGUCCCUCUAGAGAUGGUCCAUGGAUGCUGAUUUAUUUUAUCUUUGGGGAGAAUACACCCCUGUGGGACCCUGGCAGGCUCCCUGGCCGUCUCUGUCACUGAUAUGACUGCUCCGGUGGUGGGGUCGUCAGGAGGAGUCUAUGCCCUGGUCUCAGCACACCUGGCCAAUGUCGUCAUGAACUGGUCGGGUAUGAAAUGUCAGUUUAAGCUGUUCCGGAUGGCCAUGGCUCUGGUCUGCAUGAGUGUGGAGUUCGGCCGUGCCGUGUGGCUGCGGUUCUACCCGCCGGCCUUCCCGCCCUGCCCCAACCCCAGCUUUGUGGCCCACCUGGGGGGUGUGAUGGUGGGGCUCACCCUGGGGGUUGUAGUCCUCCAGAACUACGAGCAGCGUCUCCAAGAGCAGUCUCUAUUCUGGAUCUUCUUCUCCGUCUACUUCCUCUUUGUCCUCUGUGCUGUCUUCUGGAACGUCUUCGCCUACAGCCUGCUGGACGUCCGGCUCCCCCCCAUGCUUUGAGCUCUGAGAGGUGGCUACAUGAGCUGCCCCCCCCAGCCCCAUAGGCCUCUGAAUAAGUCUGGUCUCAAUAGUGCAGGGCUGCAUGCUAAGCCAGUUGGGGUUUUCAGAGAAAACUGAGAGGGCCAACUGCGUACCUCAGAUCCGAUGGAACAUAACAAUCUAGGUCCAAGACUUCAGAAUUUGUAUCUUCAUUCUAGAGUACUGUAUGGAACAGAGUAUGUCGGCAUCUCCUCUUAAACCCAAUGGUGCCUGUAACUGUAAGAAAGAGGUUCAUAUGACAGUUAGCUUCAAUAAAGGACAAUUUCAUAGGGUUGGAGAUUGUGAUGAUACCCAUGUCUCCAAUCUGUCAUACUAUAGUACUGUUAUCUGAAAUGAAGCUAUGAAAUGUUACACUGUACUGAGUACAUCUGAUGUGACAUGGGUUUGUUCCAACUUCCUGGUUUUUGUCUGGUUACCUGACUGUUUAUACAUUCAUCGAUGCUAUGUGUACAUUGUUGCCUUUCACAAUAUGUCUGGCAAGACAAAUGGCUAAAGCAGAAUUUCAGGGUGAAUUGGCUUACGUUUUUGUUGUUGCCUUUGUUGCCUUUGGUGUGUCUUGCUCUAAGUCUUAACUGUGUCAAGCACUCUUGUGUGUGUGUGUGUGUGUGUGUGUGUGUGUGUGUGUGAGAGAGAGAGAGAGUUCUCACCUAUACAGUAUGGCAUGCACAGUACUGGAGGAGUGGACAGUUUUGGAGGAGUGGACAGUAUUGGAGGAGUGGACAGUAUUGGAGAAGAGGACAGUAUUGGAGGAGUGGACAGUAUUGGAGAAGAGGACAGUAUCAUCCGGGUUACACUGAUUUACAUUAUUUUGUUAUGUGCAAAUGGAUAUGGAAGUUGAAACAAAGAUAGAAGUGCGGUUCAAACCCUGACCGUGUGUUCCUGACCGUUGCCAAAACCCACCCUUAACCAAUAGCAUACAAAAGACAGAGCACUACAGAGAACAUGUACUGUUUUAUUAAUAGGGGAAUAUGUUGCCUUUUGGGAUGAGUACUGGUUGAGUUGAAUGUCAGCAUUCUCCCUCUAGCACAGACUUAUUGAUAGGUAUUCAAUAUUUAACUCUGUUACAGACUGUGGAAAUGGUGCUACAUGUAAAUAGGUCCCUCCCUCCAGAGUUAGCCUUCAGUUAGUACUGUACUGUCAAUGCCCUUAUUAAGGAGAAAGCUAAGCCAUGUUGUAUUGGAUGCUGUGUUUGCUUCAACGGGAGAACACGUCGCAUCUCAACCAACCAAUUCUCAAAUUAGCCUGGUCCCAGAUCUGUUCGUGCUCUUACCAACUCCAUUGCUGUCAUUGUCAAGCCACAGAUGUUUGGCAUGACAAUGAGUGACAUGGAGUUGACAUGGCACCAGGAACAGACUGGCACCCAGUCUAGCUCAAGAGUUUACUUUAACUUAACCUCACGUUAUGCCGCUUCACACAAAAUAAAUAAUAGGAAAGACUGUAAGUAUUAACAAAUUAAUAUGUUAACAUACAAUAGCUGGUUGUUGACUCUUGAAUUGGUCUACAUUGUGAUGUGUAAAAUAUCCUGUCUAUUUAACAUUUGUUGAUUGUAUAUAAUAAGGUCUAUGAUACGGAACAUAGUGGUAACUGACAAUAUUUUAACAUGUGCAUAUUUUGUAGAUUUGAUAUGUAAAUACUGUACUGGAAUACAUUAAACUGUUUUUAUAAUGAAACGUA